AUGCGUCCACUUCUUCUUAAAGGACAUGAGAGAGCUUUAACACGUGUUCGCAUCAAUUUGGAAGGAGAUCUCAUAUUUACUUCAGCUAAAGAUCGUACUUUAUGUGUUUGGUUUACAGAUAAUGGUGAACGUCUUGGAACAUAUGAUGGUCAUGAAGGAGCUGUUUGGGAUAUUGAUGUAACAUGGGAUACAAGGCGACUAUUAUCAUCUUCUGGUGAUUGUACAGUUAAAAUUUGGGAUGUUUGUACAGGAAAAAAAAUUACUUCAAUGACAAAUCAAGUUACAACGAGGAGUUGUGCUUUUUCAUAUAGUGGAAAUUUAGCAGCAUAUACAACCAAAAAAAUGCAAAUAAAUCCAUCAAUAUUGCGUGUCUUUGAUAUUCGUGACCCAAAUCAAACUGUUGAACGUCAAAAUUAUGAAGAAGGUUCUGUAUUGUUUAAAAAAUUUGACGUUGACUCUGAAUCUUGUAUUUUUUCUGAAUUGGAUAAUGUUGUUACAGUUGGAAUGUCAAAUGGUGCAUUGGAACAAUAUGAUAUUCGUAAUCCUACAAAAGUUUUAAAAAGUACAAAAGAACAUUCUGGAAAUAUAACAGAUUUACAAUUAUCAAAAGAUGGAAAUUUCCUUAUUUCUUCUUCUACUGAUAAAACUGCCAAAGUUUAUCAUGCAAGAACUCUUGAAUUAUUGAAAUCAUUUAGAUCAGGAAGACCAGUAAAUUCAGCAGCAAUAUCUCCUACCCGUGAUCAUAUCAUUCUUGGUGGUGGUGAGGAAGCUAUGAAUGUAACCCAAACAUCAACUAAUUCAGGACAAUUUGAAGCACGUAUGUAUCACUUAAUCUAUGAACAAGAAUUUGCUAAAUUUAAAGGACAUUUUGGUCCUAUUAAUACUCUUGUCUUUCAUCCAGAAGGAGAUAUUGUUAUAACUGGUGGUGAAGAUGGUUAUAUACGUAUACAAGAAUUAGAUGAAAAAUAUAAAACAUUUGAAAUGGAAAAAUAA
Molecule: messenger RNA, 993 nt
Organism: Strongyloides ratti
Lineage: Eukaryota; Metazoa; Nematoda; Chromadorea; Rhabditida; Strongyloididae
Product: Eukaryotic translation initiation factor 3 subunit I
Exons: 1
Coding region: 1-993 (330 amino acids)
Biological process (GO): cytoplasmic translational initiation
Cellular component (GO): eukaryotic translation initiation factor 3 complex, eIF3m; cytoplasm
Molecular function (GO): RNA binding; protein binding; translation initiation factor activity
Source: RefSeq, a predicted model, not a curated record